GCCAAUCAGCAGAUUCCACCUCCUGUUUGAUGUUUCCGGAUUUCCGCAGCAGUAGCGGAGACUGAGUCACCAUCUGAAGAGGCACCAUGGUGUACAUAUCCAACGGACAAGUGUUGGAUGGGCAGAGGAGAUCCCCAUGGAGACUUUCCUUUAUUACAGAUUUGUUCUGGGGAAUUACAGACUUUGUUGUUCUGUUUUUUCAGAGCAUGGCCCGGCCUGAUAUAUCGAGAAGAGGCUGUUCAAACUCUACGUCCAGCUCGCGGUUUGAUGACGGGAGAGGUCCUCCAGGAUUACCACGCCGGAGAAUGGGAAGGAUCAAUCACGGUUCAGGCCCCAGUCCUCCACCAAUGGCGGGAGGAGGAUGAGGAAGGUAAACGCCUGCUCCUAGAAGCAGGCAUCUAGAGAAGAGCAUGCACCAGGCAAUGGAGUCAAGGCGAAGGCACCUUUCACCGGUCGUGUUUUUCUCUACAUGUGCAAUGCUCUGCAGAGAUGCAGAUUUAUGAUGUGGUGCUGGGAAUUCCUCCUUCAGGAUCCAGUACAACUGAAUCAGCAUAUGUAAAACUGUAAAUGUCUUUUUUUUUUUCUUGUAGUCCUACUUUGUACGGGAGUAUUAGAGAAAAAUAUUUUGUAAGGAAAUGUCAGACUUCGAAACGGAACCACAAUUUCUUUUUUGGAAUCU
This is a messenger RNA of Nanorana parkeri, 679 nucleotides long. It is a transcript of the gene SELENOK, whose product is annotated as selenoprotein K. The transcript has 5 exons. Gene Ontology annotation, biological process: calcium ion transport; endoplasmic reticulum calcium ion homeostasis. Lineage: Eukaryota; Metazoa; Chordata; Amphibia; Anura; Dicroglossidae. Gene Ontology annotation, cellular component: Golgi apparatus; endoplasmic reticulum membrane. The record is from RefSeq and is a predicted model, not a curated record.